Molecule: messenger RNA, 462 nt
Organism: Humulus lupulus (European hop)
Lineage: Eukaryota; Viridiplantae; Streptophyta; Magnoliopsida; Rosales; Cannabaceae
Exons: 2
Coding region: 1-462 (153 amino acids)
Biological process (GO): DNA integration
Molecular function (GO): nucleic acid binding
Source: RefSeq, a predicted model, not a curated record
AUGCAUGAUUUCUUGGACCACAGAGAUAAGUUCAUCAAGCUAGAUGAGGUGGUGAAGAAUGUAGACCCAGCAAAGGCUGACAACCAUGGUCGAAGAAGUGGCAAGGAUGGGAAGGGUUGCCAUAUUGUGUCCGACAAUGGAACUCAAUUUGACAGCGAACACUUAACAAGCUUUUGUGUCCUCCAUGGAAUAGUGAAUAGAUUUUCAGUAGUGACACACCCCCAAGAGAAUGGAAAAGUAGAGGCCUUCAACAAGACCCUCAAAGAUACUCUGAAAAAGCACCUAGAGGAAGCGAAAGGAGCUUGGCCAGACAAACUUUCAGAGGCACUAUGGUCCUACAGGACCACAGCUCAAACUUCUACCGGCCACAUGCCCUUCGCGCUCGCCUAUGGAUGCAAGGCCAUGCUGCUUGUUGGAGUAUACAUCCCGUCGCACAGAAGAAUGAACUACGAUCAAAGGUAG